Molecule: messenger RNA, 5269 nt
Organism: Drosophila ananassae
Lineage: Eukaryota; Metazoa; Arthropoda; Insecta; Diptera; Drosophilidae
Gene: Asator
Product: tau-tubulin kinase homolog Asator
Exons: 15
Coding region: 316-4134 (1272 amino acids)
Biological process (GO): signal transduction; peptidyl-serine phosphorylation
Cellular component (GO): cytoplasm; nucleus
Molecular function (GO): protein serine/threonine kinase activity; ATP binding
Source: RefSeq, a predicted model, not a curated record
UGCGCGAAAAGUCUUAGAAGAUGGAAACUUUUUGUGUGUCAGCUGGCUUUCAAUAUAUUUGCAGGGAAAUUUUCUUGGAAGUAAAAGCACCCUAAGCUUACCAAUCAAUACAUUUGUCAUUACAAACAAAAAAAUUAUAUUUUUUAGAAGUAUUUUGGUGUUAAAGUGCGCGGCAAAAUAUAAUCAAAAUUUUCAUAGAUGUGGAUAUUGUAAAGCUUUUCAUCGGAAUAAGAGACGAUGAACAUACAGCAGACUGCAAUGUUGAUCUUUCGUGUGUGCCACCCUUUAAUGAAGCGCAUUAUAUAAUUUCAAAUCAUGAAAACAGAAAUCUGCUCAGAUUACAUCCGCCACCAUCUUCGAAGCCGCCAUCUGUUGCAGCGGUCAGCGACACUGCCAGCGAAACACAGCCGGUUAGGCGUGCGGAGUCGUGUUACUUUUAAGGUGCCGUCAUCAACAAUUCGCCUACCAUCCCAGGCUAUAGAACUCGAAAAGGAUAAAAUCGUGAUAGGCCCCAAGGAAAAGCAACUCACCAAAAUGACUUCAGAAGAUUUGCUCCAACCUGGACAUGUAGUUAAGGAGCGUUGGAAGGUAAUGCGAAAAAUCGGAGGUGGCGGAUUUGGAGAGAUUUACGAAGGGCAAGACCUUAUAACUCGCGAGCAGGUGGCUCUUAAGGUAGAAUCUGCUCGGCAGCCUAAACAAGUACUCAAAAUGGAAGUGGCUGUUUUAAAAAAAUUACAAGGAAAGGAACACGUGUGUCGUUUUAUUGGAUGUGGUCGUAAUGAUCGAUUCAACUACGUGGUGAUGCAACUGCAAGGAAAAAAUUUAGCUGAGCUUCGACGAGCUCAGCCCCGCGGAGCUUUUUCACUCAGUACAACUCUUAGGUUAGGCUUACAAAUUUUGAAAGCCAUUGAAUCUAUUCAUUCUGUGGGAUUCCUUCACCGUGAUAUAAAACCGAGUAAUUUUUCCGUGGGUCGCUUACCUUACAACUGUCGUCGUGUAUAUAUGCUGGAUUUUGGAUUAGCGCGUCAGUAUACUACAGGCACCGGUGAGGUGCGAUGUCCAAGAGCAGCAGCUGGUUUUCGCGGGACUGUCCGAUAUGCUUCCAUAAAUGCUCAUCGAAAUAGAGAAAUGGGACGUCAUGAUGAUUUGUGGUCGUUGUUUUAUAUGCUCGUUGAGUUUGUAAACGGACAAUUACCGUGGCGAAAAAUAAAAGACAAAGAACAAGUUGGCUUAACAAAAGAAAAGUAUGAUCAUAGAAUAUUGUUAAAGCAUUUGCCAUCAGACCUAAAGCAGUUUCUGGAACACAUACAAUCCCUAACAUAUGCCGACCGUCCAGAUUAUACGAUGCUUAUCAGUUUAUUUGAGCGCUGUAUGAAAAGGCGUGGAGUCAAGGAGUCUGACCCAUAUGACUGGGAAAAGUUAGAAACUACAGCAAUUGGUAAUAUUAGUUCAACAACUGGAAAUACCUUGGCUGCUGUUAAAGCUGAUUAUAUUCAUGGAAACUUAACACAAAUGACCGUGGCCGCUUCUAACGCGAGUGGGACCGAAUACGUUCGAAAGCGGACUGAUAUUGAAACCGCACAUAUUACAGCAACUGAGCCCGUACAAAUGAAGGAAAAAGUUGAUAGAAAUUGUAAUGCCAGCGCCUCGAUCCCUCAUCCAAAACCUUUAGUCGAAGCCGCAUCUCAAUAUGGAAUUAAUAAUCAAAACAACCUUGCGAAAGAACUGUUACAGCAACAAAAAUCUGUAAUACCUACAGAUCCCUUAGUGGAAACACCCAAUGUACAAAACGCCAUAAUAAAAUCAUCAAAUUUGAGUUUCGAUAACAAUGAUAUCCAUGCAAUAAUUAAUACAAAAAACUCCCAGCCUAUUCCAAUGGGAUCACUUUCAACAAAUAACCAACACAAUUCCGCACCUGUUUAUGGAAAUUCCUAUUUACAUUCGGAGGGUAAAACAACUAAAAAGUGUGAAUGCCUUUUAGUGGAAAGUAUGUUGGAACGAAAUAGCCCGGCCAUAAAUCCCAUAGAAAAUACAACAAAGUCUUCCCUUGAGAUUAUUAAAGAAACUCAAAAAUCACAAGAAAAAAAUUUGAAUUCUUCAAGCUUCACCUAUGAACAAAAUCAAAAAUUAGAAGUUUUAGAAAAAUAUGUCGAUGGAAAAAAAUUGGAUGAACAAAAAUCAACGUUUGGACGACUUCGAGUUCUUACAGCGCCACCUAUGAGCGUACAUGAAUUGACUGUGGGUGAGGGACAUUCACAAACGAACGAAAAUGAGCAAAAUUUCGCCACAGCUUGCACCAAUACCGGAAUUCCUGGGAACACUUUAUCAUCUAAACAUAUAAAUCAACAUGGACAAGCUUUAACAAUGGUUUCAAUGCCACCUGUAAACCGGCGUUCUGUAACAUCUACAAACUUAAGACCAUCUUCAUCUGGAGGAGGGUCGAGCUCCAUUCAAAAAUUCAAUAGUGGAUCAACCUGCUUUGGGCCUUCAGUCACUAUGAGCAAUGCAGCACGAAGCAGUGGUGGUGAUCAUUCAGUAACGCAAUUUGCCUUAAUAGACGAUGAAAACGUAUCAGCUUUGCAACAAGUCACUAAAGGGGGUGCUCUUACGCUUGCAUCUCAAUGGAAAAGUCAGUUUGAUGACUCUGAGGACACAACUGAUAAUGAAUGGAAUAGAGAGCCACAGUCGCAACAUAAUUUGGAACAAUUAAUUAAAGUGGAUAUUUCAUUGCCUCUGAUAAAUGAAGUCACUCACAUUUCCAAAAAUAAAACCACCUAUACAGGCAAGAAAUCCAUAUCGAAGCUCGAUGUAAAAGGAAGAAAAAAGAGACAUACGCUUAACAUAACUGGAAUUGAGAACUAUGACACCUUGAGAAACUCUAUCCCGCAUUGCUGGUCUGAGCCUGCUAUGGGUAAUGUAUUGAGAAAAAACCUAGAGCCACCGGCUGUGCAGCAAGCAGCAUUUGAAAACAUAGUAUAUCGGAUGGAUAUAGCUAGAAACAUAUGUGUUCGGGAAAAUUGUUUGGAAAUUACAUCCUUUGCUAAAUGUAGGUCAGCCGCUUCAAAGGUCACAAGAAAAAUUACACCAUCAACAUUUAAAGAUGAAACUUUGUUUCAGUCAAAGGGCUCGACGGAAAGACAAACAAAAUAUCGAAACAGCCUUCCGAAUAUUUCUGUAUCGCAUAUUUUUGAAGAAAAAAAAAUUAAAAUAAAUUCAGAUGCUCACCUUUUACAAAAUAUAUCGAUUCCCUGGCAAAUGAAAACCACUUCCUCUCACAGAAGCAAUUUUCCGUCAUGUGGUAGUGUAAAUGAAAGUAACGCUUGUAUUAGUGGGAGGUUGCAAAUUCGUGUUGUUCCAAAAGAAACUACCUAUCUGGAGGAUUCUAUUUAUUAUGAUGCUUUAGCAGCUGUUAAAAAUAAUCUAAGUGAAAAUGAAGGGAAGAACGAUGGAAAUGCUGCAAAAAAAUAUAAUGAAAUAGAAAAAAAUGCCGCACUACGACCAUCUACUACAACUUCAAUCAUGAAGCCAGUGAACAAAGUCACCCGCGAAGAGAUAAACAAAUUAUGUUCAAAUAGCAAGCUGGAUAGUUGUGGUGAAAAUGUUCAUAUAAGGAAUGAAAAUAGUGAAAUGCGCUAUACAAGGAAAGAAGAGACAAAUUUAAUUGAAAAGGAUUUUACAAAUGAGGUAAUUAACCCCGGAACGGUUAUUUACGCUGGAAUUGACCUGGAAUCUGAAGUUUCUUCGCUUACACCAAGUAAAAUUCCUGUGCGCCAAUCAAAGUGCACAUCAUGGGCAGGUACUGAUACUACACCUAAACAAACAACCACAUUAGAAUCAACAUGCCCCUAUAAUCCGAUGUUAGAAUCAACAAGUAUGCGAACGGAAUUACUUCCUCGAAUUAACAAAUACUUCAUUGGUUUAGAAAAUCCAUCCAAUAUUAAGGAUCUUACACCAGCAUUAAGACGCCGGCGUGAAUCUAUGGAAGGAAAGUAUGUGACCGAUUCCACUCAAUUACAACUUAGAUUCCAAAGGCCUCGAUCUAGAACUUCUAGCCGGAACCGUGGUGUAUCUAACCAAACACCAGAAAAUUUUGAUGGCAACAUACUUAACACCAACGAUGACAAUUUUGGAUAGCAUGAGGUGUCAGGUUGUAUUUCAUGGAAUGAGCUAAAUCCAAAAGGAAAUGUUUCGCCGCCCCUUGGAGAUCAAAAAAUUGAAAAUAGUACGCGGCUUCGUCGUUACAGACAUCACGUAGAAUAACCACAUAUUAAAAUUGUUUAAAAUUAUGCAGUGUUGGUAUAAUGUUUUGAAGUGCUGGUAGAUCUCCCCUAAUAUUUUAUUUUUUUGUUGUUAAGAUGACGUCUACGUUUUGAAGUUAACCACAGUUUUCUUUGAUAUUUAUCAAAAGAUAAUUAAGUGCCCAUAUCCAUUAUUUUUUGAUUAGGCAUGUGAAAAUCAUUUAUAAAAUGGUAUAUUUAUGAUUAAUUAUUAACUAAAUAUUGACUAAAAACCGAAAACAAUUUUUUUAAUAGCUAAACAUAAACAUUAAUUAUUUAGCUUAAAUAGUUAAUGCUUAAACCCACACACUACGAUUCAUUAUUACAAUUAAAUAUAUAAUAAUGAAACGAAAUUCUGUUUUAAAAAAAUACUUAAUUUUGACUACGUUAUUUAGUUUUAUAUGAUUUUGACUGCUCCAGAUGUAAUUUUUUUCAGGGACGUGUCUAUGAGCACGAAUGUAAGAUUCUUGUUUAUAACUGACCUUAUAAGGUGCUUUCUAUAUAUUCUUUAUUUAUUAAAAUAUUGAUAAAAAAAUAUAUGAAUUAUUGUAUAUAUUACGCUAUUGUCGAAAUGUACUAGAAGAAUUCAACUUCAAUAAAGUGUAAUAUUAAUUCUAAUAAAUUAAUUAUUGAUCAGAAUUAGCAAUAUUGGGCAAUAUCAUACAUAUGCAUACUAAAAAAAAUUUGCAGAUAUGCAAACUUAUUGGAAACUAUAUUACAAGCAAAAUACGUACUUUUACAUAAUAAGCUAGAAUUACAAGCUGGUUGAUUAGUACCCCUAGAGCCUAGAAUUCAAAGCUGCCAAUUCCCAAGACAAUGAAACCAUGAAAAAAUGUUUACACUACCGCUAACUCCAAUCUUCUGGUGCAACUGUUUAAGGAAGUCUUACGCUCUCUGAACUGCUGUCAAAGUCUUACGCUCUACACAAGUUCAAGAACUGUACAUCUAGAAUAUAAGAACCACAUAAGCAAAUAAAGUCAGUUACAAAUCAA